Neoarius graeffei (lesser salmon catfish) is the source of this 2170-nucleotide messenger RNA. It is a transcript of the gene drap1, whose product is annotated as DR1-associated protein 1 (negative cofactor 2 alpha). The coding region runs from base 195 to 878 and encodes 227 amino acids. The record is from RefSeq and is a predicted model, not a curated record. Gene Ontology annotation, molecular function: transcription coactivator activity; core promoter sequence-specific DNA binding; RNA polymerase II general transcription initiation factor activity. The transcript has 7 exons. Gene Ontology annotation, cellular component: negative cofactor 2 complex; nucleus. Gene Ontology annotation, biological process: positive regulation of transcription by RNA polymerase II; negative regulation of transcription by RNA polymerase II; transcription by RNA polymerase II. NCBI's taxonomy places the organism in Eukaryota, Metazoa, Chordata, Actinopteri, Siluriformes, Ariidae.
CCCAAUUGAGUGGAUAAGUGAGUGUAUUGGAAUGUGGCUUGAGCGGCGCUAGCGUGAAUUCGGCUGGAAGAGGAAAAAGAAGCCGCACAGACCGAAAUAGUGACCUGGGGAAAAGAAGAAGGAUUGUAAAUAAUAAUAAGACGUAAAUAAAUAAAUAAAUAAAUUCAAUCUGGGAUUAGAAAAAUAAUUUUAAAAUGCCAAGCAAAAAGAAGAAAUACAACGCCAGGUUUCCUCCGGCAAGAAUUAAGAAGAUCAUGCAGACGGAUGAAGAAAUAGGCAAAGUAGCUGCUGCAGUUCCUGUCAUAAUCUCGCGGGCACUGGAACUCUUCCUGGAGUCUCUUCUGACAAAAGCGUGCCACGUUACCCAGUCGCGCAACGCCAAAACCAUGACGACGUCACAUUUGAAACAGUGCAUUGAACUGGAGCAGCAGUUUGACUUCCUGAAGGAUCUGGUGGCCACAGUGCCGGAUAUGCAGGGGGAGGGGGACGAGAAUCACGCCGAGGGAGCGGAGAGGAUCCCACGCAGAGGGCGAAAGCCUGGCUCAGGACGCAAGAACGGAGGAGCAGGAGCCAAAGGCAAAGACAAGAAGCUGUCGGGCACGGAGUCUGAACAAGAGGACGACUCUGAAGACAGCGAGACAGAUGGAGACGAGGAGGACAUCUCUCAGCCCAGCAACACACACCAUCAGGCAGCGCCCCAUUUUCACAGCCCAGACAUGCCUCCUCCAUACAUGCCCAUGGGUGCCCCUCAGGCUGCAAUCUCCAUGCCCAUCAGCGCUUUCAGCUCCCAGCCUUCAGUCAUGGGGAUGAUCCCACCUCCUCCCGCCACGGCGCUGCACAAAGAAGAACACGACGACGACGAAGACUAUGACUCUUAGCUCCUUGUCCCCCACCCCCGGUCGAACCAUUUUACAUUCGUUUUCUUAAGUUGUUCUUGUUAAGCUGCAGAGUGCAAAUGGAUGGAAACCCACAGAACUUGACGAGUUAACGUCCAGAUACCGGUGAAGGGCGUUAGCAAGGCUGCAGCCACAACGCAAGAAGAAGAAUGAGUUGUAUAUUAGCUCUGUGUUUUAAUUUCUUUUUUUAAGAAUUCUUAUUUUACUGUCCAGAUUAAAAUGGGACAAUUGGUUUAGGCUAUUUUUAAAAAAAAAACAGAAAAACAAAAAUUGUUGCAUUCUUGGCUCGCAGUCUCAUUUGGAAAAUAGCCCUAAUUUUUUUUUUUUUUUUAAAUUAAAAACCCAAAAUAGAUAUUCCCUGUAGUCUUUUUUUUUUGCACUUUUUUUUGUCAUUUUAGGCUGUCAUUCUUCUUUUGUUCAGUCCGACGUAGCACAAAUUCUUUCCGCCGUUCACUCGUUCAGUUUGAUUUGUGGUGUUAGAAACUCUUCCGAUUGAUCUCGGUGAUCCAUCACUGCGACAGAAAGAUGAAGGACGUAUGCACCAUGAAGAAACGUGACGCAUGUCGUGUAUGAAAACCGUCAAAAGAGAAAAUGAGUCAGGAAAUCAACUGCACGUUUAACUUUGGGUCAACAAUCAUGCUAAUUGUGUCAGGUUUUUUGUAGAGCUGUGUAAAAAAAUAAAAUAAAAUAAAUAAAUAAAUUUUUUUCACCCUCCCUCCAUUUUGAACACCAUUUUUAAAAAUUCAAGUUUUAUUUCCUUUAACCAUGUAACACAACUUUUACCAAGCCAAGAUUUUUCCAUUAAACUUAUCUUAGAACAUUUUAAUAAUGCACAAGACUAUUCACUUUUUUUUUUUUUUUCUUUCCCCCACCCCAUGUGGACUUUAGUUCUGUUUUUGACCUCGUUGCAUAAUCGCGCUCCUCUUGGCUGAGAUCGAAAGCUCUCGAAAAAUCGAACUCGCGCAAACAACAGAAUCAUGAGCCUCGUUGUCUUUAAAAACCAACCGUACAACCAAAUGCACCUUUGUAUCAGCGCUGUCUAUCGUGAUCUUGUAUCUUUUUAAAUUGUUUUAAUGUUCUUUGCGAGGUCCGAGACGAGCCGGAACAUUCUCUCCCUUCCUCCUACCUGUGUUUUUUUUUUUUUUUUUUUUUUUUUUUUUUUGUGGCUGUCUCUCUUCAGGUGUGUAAAGUUUGGCUGCUCAGAGGCUGUAUGUGAAACUUUUAACAUUCUUAUUUUGUAUGAGUGAAAUAAUAAAGUGCAAAUUUCGGUAUAA